CUGAACAAAAGGUCACAGAAAAGUGAUCCAAUCAAAAAGCCUUGGAUAAUUGGAUAAACCUUGGUUUUAGGGGUUUAGAGCUACUGCUGCUCGGUUUUCUCUCCUUGUGCAUAUAAGAUUCUAAAGGCUCUCGCUGAAAAAGGCUCAGCAGCAACACAAAGGAAGAUAGAAACUGUACAUAGCCAUGGCAAAGGUGCUCGUGAGUUCAACCUUCAGCUCCUUCUCAGUUAACAGAAGUAAGAGUGACCAUAGAAACUCAAGAGCUACUAAUGGAGUGAGUUACGGUAUUAAGGCAUUGCGGAUUGAGAAACCCCUUGAGGAAUUGUACAAUGUGAGGGUGGAGAGGAAAGCAUCGCCAGAGAGAUUAGCAGAGCUAGGGGUAUCAAGAUGGUCUAUAUGGAAGACAGGCAAGGGCCAGUUACCAUGGGAUUGGCAGGUGGAUCAGCUGGUUUACAUUGAGGAAGGGGAGGUUAGAGUUGUGCCAGAAGGGAGCAAGCGCUUCAUGAGUUUUGUUGCCGGUGAUCUUGUUCAAUAUCCAAAGUGGUUCGAGGCUGACCUCUUCUUCAACGGUCCAUACCAAGAACGUUACAGUUUCAGAGCAUAUGGUGAUGACUAAUAAGCCUGUAUUACAUAUUGUGGCAUGGUGUACUUUUCUCGUUUCUCUUGUUUUAGUUAUGCAUGAAAUAUUUUACUCAAUAAAGUACCAUAAUAAAUUUUGGAAAGAGACUAUUGAUUGCUUGCUUUAAAAUAAAACCAUUGAGGAUGCUAGAAAGUAUACCUUUUCCAUGA
Ziziphus jujuba (common jujube) is the source of this 789-nucleotide messenger RNA. RefSeq lists its product as uncharacterized. Bases 185 to 616 code for a protein of 143 amino acids. The record is from RefSeq and is a predicted model, not a curated record. NCBI's taxonomy places the organism in Eukaryota, Viridiplantae, Streptophyta, Magnoliopsida, Rosales, Rhamnaceae. The transcript has 2 exons.